AAGUGUCUCUUUAUUUCCUGUUAACAGAAAGACACCUGCCCAUUGUAACGAAAUCAUGGUUGUUGAAGUAAACGUUGAAGGCUUGGAAGAGUACAAGAAAAAAAUAGAAGAACAUAAAGGAAAAGUAAUCUUUGCCCAGUUUUCUGGAUCAACGGAUUCAGAAGGCAAAAAUUGGUGUCCAGAUUGUGUCGCAGCUGACCCUGUUAUAAAGAAAUGUUUAUCAAGUGCACCUGCUGAUGCAGUGUUUAUCCAUUGUGGUGUAGGGGACAGAACUUUCUGGAAGGACCAAUCAAAUGGGUUUAGAACAGAUCCUGAUCUCAAAUUAAAAAGUGUUCCUACACUAAUGGUUGUUGGCAAGCCACAGAGACUACAAGAAGAACAGUGUGCCAAUGAAGAACUGGUAAAGAUGAUGCUUACUGAUGAAGAUUGAUACUAAGGUUUACAGACAUUCCUGGGAUAAAUUGUCUCUAGCUGUGCACAUUCUAUUCAGAGUGUUUGGUGCUAUCAUGUGACCAUUUAUUUAUUUAUUCAGUGUAAUAAAAUUGCAACAAAUACAGCUGUUUCUUCUCUA
This is a messenger RNA of Mytilus trossulus (common blue mussel), 571 nucleotides long. RefSeq names its product thioredoxin domain-containing protein 17-like. NCBI's taxonomy places the organism in Eukaryota, Metazoa, Mollusca, Bivalvia, Mytilida, Mytilidae. The record is from RefSeq and is a predicted model, not a curated record. Gene Ontology annotation, cellular component: cytosol. The coding region runs from base 56 to 430 and encodes 124 amino acids. The transcript is spliced from 4 exons. Gene Ontology annotation, molecular function: protein-disulfide reductase [NAD(P)H] activity.